AUGAAUGAUCUUCUUCCGCCUGGGAUGCAUGUCAUCCCAUCUGAGUUGCUUGACACACGCCCCGACGCAGAUAUCGACUUUGACCUGGCUCACCCCUCGCCAGUGACUGGCGUCAAGAAUAUUUGGUUUUUCUGGCACUCUGGCUAUGCCAGCAUGCAUUCAUAUACGCAACGGACCGUGCGCGCAUGGCAUCGUCGAUUCACCAAGCAAGGGUGGAGUGUACGCAUUAUCGACCGAUUACCUGGCUCAAAAAGCAAUAUCUCCGAGUUCCUGGAUAUUAGCGAUCCAAAACUGUUCCCACUUGCCUUCACCAAUGAGACUCUUACGGGCCCGUACGCGCUACAACACACUUCAGACCUUGUGCGCUGGCCACUUCUCCUACGGUAUGGCGGCGUCUAUGCCGAUGUAGGGUUGAUGCAAAUCGGAGAUUUGGAUAAGCUAUGGAACGAUAUUAUUGCAAACCCCGACUCGCCUUAUGAGGUUCUAUCUUAUACUUCUAUUGACAGCAACUUUUACAACUUGUGCAAUUAUUUCCUUGCCGCGCUUCCAGAUAACACGCUUUUCGCACGCUGCCACUCUUUACUUCUUGCUCUUUGGGGAGCCGACGGUGGCAAGACUUCCACCGAAGGAAUGCACGCUAGCCCUUUAUUGCAAAGUACUCCGCUUAUGGGCGGCAAGUUCACGAUCACGGAAGAAGAUGGGACUUUCAUCGGACCCGACGAAGUCAGCCGUAUGUUAACCGACUAUAUCAUCCAAGGCCAAGCGGCCACGGCAGUGAUGGGUCUGGUCGACACCCAGGACGAUUGGGAUGGACCAGCUUAUUGUAUGAAACACUUCUACGCAAUCGAUUUUAUGGAAGGGUCACAGCUCAUAAACGAGCUAACAGACUGGGACGGACAGAAGGCAUUCGAACUUUUAUCACUAUCUAUGCCGAAAGGAGGCGAAGAAGAAUCCAGUGACCAAAAGAAAGCCCGCGAGAUUGUCGAAGCUUGUCUCUCACGCAGUUUUGGGUUCAAGCUUGCACAUGGCCUCAUUCUGCGAGUUUGUAAAACCACACUUGGUGCGCUAUGGCGGCAAAAUUCCGACUCCGAUAUUGUGACUGGCACAUAUGCUGCUUGGCUUAGACAUGGCAUUGCGUACUGGAAUCAAAACACGAUCCCGGAUCGAGUAGCGCUUCCAUUAAUUCCUGCAACAAAAAGGGGAAGAUUGCUAGAACCGUCAAUAUAG
This is a messenger RNA of Penicillium longicatenatum, 1227 nucleotides long. Its product is annotated as glycosyltransferase. The coding region runs from base 1 to 1227 and encodes 408 amino acids. The record is from RefSeq and is a predicted model, not a curated record. Lineage: Eukaryota; Fungi; Ascomycota; Eurotiomycetes; Eurotiales; Aspergillaceae. Gene Ontology annotation, molecular function: glycosyltransferase activity. The transcript has a single exon.